Messenger RNA from Alligator sinensis (Chinese alligator), 4716 nucleotides. It is a transcript of the gene FOXJ1, whose product is annotated as forkhead box J1. Bases 335 to 1819 code for a protein of 494 amino acids. The transcript has 4 exons. Gene Ontology annotation, molecular function: sequence-specific DNA binding; DNA-binding transcription factor activity. The record is from RefSeq and is a predicted model, not a curated record. Gene Ontology annotation, biological process: regulation of DNA-templated transcription. Lineage: Eukaryota; Metazoa; Chordata; Crocodylia; Alligatoridae.
ACAUCGUGUGUACGGGUUUGGGAUGAUGGCUCUCUCUUUUCAGGAAGAGACCAGAGAGUGGCCGGGUCACUUAUCAUAUGUCAAGGUGGAUCCAGCCAAGAUCAUCAUGGCCCGUACUGGCUCUCACCGUGCACGGCAGCCACUGAUGGGAGUUUCCUUGAGGCACUCAGCAGUCUUGGCUGUUCUCAGCCUCCCUCCCCUUCCUGUCCUUUACUGGGAGGAGGGAGAAGUGGGGAGUUUUGUUUAUUCCUUUCAGUCCCACCAUAGCGUGGCCCCGUUUCAGUGGCUGGGAUGACUGAUUAACAGGGAUUUGGGAUGCCAGAAGUGUGUGGUCAUGUUGAUGCGGUCCCAUUGGAGGCCAGGCUCAGACACACAGGCAGCACUGAGAGCCUCAGCUAGCAGCCCUUGCAUACUAAAAUCCUCCUCCGUCCUCCAGCAGGUCCGAGGUUACGCAGAGGUCAGACGAACGCGGCUUCAUAGAGCUGAACCAGCCUCCUCAGACAUGGCUGAUAGCUGGUUGAACCUACAGGCAGAGGAAGAAAGAGGGCAGGAAAGCAGCAUGGGGGACUCUGGCAAUUUGGACGACAGCCUCACCAGUCUUCAGUGGCUGCAAGAGUUCUCCAUCAUCAAUGCCAACGUGGGCAAGUCUUCCUCCUCUCCCAGCAGCUCGGACCCUCACGACUACCACAAGAUCCCUGGCUCAGCUGCUCCAUGCUCACCCUUGGCUGCUGACCCAGCUUGCAUGGGUAUGCCCCAUACCCCUGGCAAGCCCAUUUCUUCUUCUACGUCCCGAACUGCUCAUCUUGGAGUGGGCAUGCAGGCCCAGCCCAUGGAAGACAUUGACUAUAAGACCAACCCUCACGUAAAGCCACCUUAUUCCUAUGCCACACUCAUCUGCAUGGCCAUGGAAGCCAGCAAGAAAAGCAAAAUCACCCUCUCGGCCAUCUACAAAUGGAUUACAGAUAACUUCUGCUACUUCAGACAUGCUGACCCCACCUGGCAGAAUUCCAUCCGGCACAACCUGUCCUUGAACAAGUGCUUCAUCAAGGUGCCCCGUGAGAAGGACGAGCCAGGGAAAGGUGGGUUCUGGAAAAUUGACCCUCAGUAUGCUGACAGGCUCAUGAACGGGGCCUUCAAAAAACGCAGGAUGCCUCCUGUGCAGAUCCACCCAGCCUUCACCAACAGAGUCCAACAAGACACUGGGUCGGCUCCUAAUCAGGCAACAUCCUCUUGGACCAACAACGGCGUCCUGAACGUCAACAUGGAGUCUCAGCAGCUGCUCAAAGAGUUUGAGGAAGUCACCAGCGACCAGAACUGGAAUCCAGCAGAUGGAAAAAUGGGCCACAAGCGGAAACAGCCAUUGCCCAAACGGACACACAAAACAGCUCGUCUCUCUAGCUCCCCUCUACUCACCCAGGAAGAACAAACUGAGCUAGGAUCACUGAAAGGUGACUUUGACUGGGAAGCCAUCUUUGACACUACCUUGAAUGGCGACUUCUCUACUUUUGAGGACCUGGAGCUCACACCUCCUAUUAGCCCAAUAACGAGAGAUGUGGACUUGACAGUACAUGGAAGACACAUUGACUGCCCUCAGGAAUGGUGCCCAGUUGGGCAGGAUCAGGUCCUUACAGAAGCCAACCAGAACAACUUGGACUUUGAUGAAACUUUCAUGGCUACAUCUUUCCUUCAGCAUCCCUGGGAUGAAGGGAGAAAUGAUUACCUCUCAAACUCAGUCAACAUGGACCAGUUGUUUGAACUCAAUGAUUCUUCUUUGCCAACAGACAUGAAUGACUGGAGCAGUGUGGGAUCAUUCUUAUAAGAGGCAGCUCCCAGUUAGAAGAACCAACUUGAACCCAGGCAGACUUUAUCUUUUAGCAGGAUGAUCCCAGCACUGUUUGAACUUACAAGAGAUGAAAUUUCCAGAAACGGAAACAUAUAUGGUGACUUUAUCAACUGCAAAGUAUGGGUACUUGCAAAACUCCAAAUUAAAAAGACAGAACAUUUUGGCUGGAUUUAUCUUUAAGCAACCCUUUGGGAGAAGUUUCUGGCCCUUGGGUUUCCCCAAGAGAAAAGAAUAACUGUACUUAUUUUUGUACUUGUGUUUUUAAAAGAAAACUGGAUUAUCCUAUUUUUCAUGGGAAUGGAAGGGGUAUGUGUUCCCUUUUUUUGGUUAGAAGAGAACACCUGCUAAGUUAGAUAUGACAGAUGAGAUUUCCUGGUGGUUUAGGACAUUAUAGACCAUGUGCAAUUUUCUCAUCUUUCUUCUCUCCAUUUGUCUCUCUCUCUCUCUCUAUUUUCUAUCCAGGGAAAUUCCCAGGUAUAACAUGAGAUAAUUAGAUAGCAGGCAAAUAAAGGUCCCUUCUGGCUUGUAUGAGUGCAGCCUCCCUCCUUAAUUGGGGCUAGGGAAGAAGACGAGUUCUGAAAAAUCAGAUGCAAUUCAGCAAGUCUGCCUCUUCAGAUUUUUUUAUAUAGUCUUAUUAUAUAUAUAUCUAUAUUCAAAGAGACCUAUAUUUUUAGCACCAAUGCACAAUCAGUAGAAUAUCUUUUUGGCGGGAUGGCAAUGGAAAUGGGGUCCUGUUUUUACUAUAUAGAGACAUGUUAAUUGUUCUGCAAAUUAAAUAUGAAGUGUGUCAAGUGUUUGUGGUAACAAAAUAUGCAAGGGAAAAUUCCUACAUCGGAAGCAAUGGAUUUCUUUAAGGAUCAAGAAAAUCAUCAAGACCGGGGAGGAACAAAGGAGAUCUUAAUUUCUCCAGAUUGUGCUUGCUCUUAGUUUUUUAGCUUUUUAUAUCCUGAACUCCUUGCUGCAAAUUGUGCGUGGCCAUGUUUGCCAUAAGGUCUAGGAUUGUAUCACUGUGAACCUUGUAUGGUUUUGAACCGCUGUCCAAACAGCAGUCUCUUUUCUGAUCAGAAACUGGGACGCCCCCUUGUCUGCUCAUGUGUCAGGCUCUGAGCAGUCUUUAGGGUCAUCCAGGAGGCAUAUGAAGGACCAGGCUUUUCUCAGCGUUGGUGAGGGAGCUGCCAGGACCAUGGGAAAACGUUUCUUUGUUUCAUUGCAUUGUUGUGUUUGGGUUUCCCACCCGGGGUGAUGAGGACCAACUGUUUUGUUUUUUAUUUAAACUAAUGCUCUUGUAUUGGACUAACAAAAAAAUAAAAUGGAAUAAAAUCUGGAUCCAGGCUCAGUCAACGAGUCAUAGGCCAAAGACUGUGCAUGCAACAGACGCUGGGGAUGAAAGUGGAGGCUAAAGCCCCCUCUUCUGCCUUCUCUAACAUACUUACCUUCUACUCUGCUUCUCUCCUGAGACAACAAGACUUCUCAGCACUUACUAUGCUCAACGCGCUGUGCAACGGUUAAUCGGUUAAAACUCACAACACCCCUGUGAAGUAAGUAUUAUCAUUCCCACUUUACAGAUGGGGAUGGCAAGACAGGGAUACAUUAACUGUCUUGCCUUAGGCCAAGAGCAAAACCUAUCUCCCUGUCCUCGGAAACAUGUGAAGGGGACACCAGCUUGCUAUGGUCAUCUCCAAAGCAGUUAGAAAAUAUGGUGGUUUUUUGACUAUCCGGAAGCCAGGACAAAGAGAAGCAACCUGACAUCAUUAUUUCUGAAGACUUUCAGCAAUCUGAGAGCCAGCUCCUCAGCUAGUCUAAGUUGACCAAGUCCCAGUGGAGUUAUGCUGAUCUAUACUGGAGAGCUGGCCCCGGUUUUGUUGUGUACUGGGAGUGUGGAAGGGUAACUGUGAAGUAUGCAUAGGCAGCCUAGAAAUAUUUUGGUAGGAUAAAAAAACAAACAAACAAACAAAAACCUUGCUAAAACUUGAAUUCAAGCUAUAGAGAAUCAGAUUCUAAGUCUCUCUGUUGUUGUAGGUGAUAUAGUUAAAAUAGCUCCUAGUUAGCACAAUAUGUAAUUUCUUUGGAGUAUGUUAAACUUACUGAAGAAAGAAAAACCCUAAACAUUUUUUUUGUAAGCAAAUAAGAACUUAGGAACCUUAAUGGGAGCAGUCUAAUUCAGCUGGAGUUUAGUUGUAGCUUAACAAACCUGAAAGAAAAUUCUUGUAUUAACUGAUGCAUUCACUUGCAUUCAAGAUCACAGAGGUCAGAAAUGCAAUGCUUUGCAUUUGGGUUUCCAGGUAUUUUGGGCUAGGUUCUCAGCUGGGGCAAUUCUGCUUCUCUCUGCUGACCUCGCUGGAGUUAUGCAGAUUUCCAGUAGCUGGGAGCACUGGUCCAGGAUCACCAUACAGGUGGCUGCUGGUGUGGGGUGGGACUAUUAAGAUCAACCAUUCAGCCAUUGCCCCCUGAGGUCUGGUGUUGGGUCAGCAGGUGCAACACACUGGGACUGUAGUAUGGUCCUACUAGUUGCAUGGGAUGGACCAGGGGAAAAUUAUAACCAUAGCUAUGACUUGAUGAACAACCUCCAAAAUGCCUCUGCAAAAAAGAAAAAAAAGGUAAAUCUUCACCCCCCCCCAACUAGUUGCCCUGCUUCAAGAGCUGGGAGCAUUUCUGAUCCAAGAGACAUAACCACAUCAAUCUCAUCUCCAUUCCAAGGCUACCAAUGAUCAGACUGGGCCUAGGUGUUAUUGGGGUUUUUUAUAUAGUUUCUUUUUGGUUUCAUUUUUCCUGUGUUGAGGCCUAUUCCAUACUGAUGCUGAAGAACUGCAAAGAUAAGUGUGCAAUUUAACCUUUUUCAUGGAAAGCUAUUUACAAAUAAAUAAAAAAUCUUA